CCUGGCUUAGCAACUUGUUAGCCCUUUCAUGACGCGGAUUUGUAUUGGUCUCGGGCCUGCCUUGAGGCUUUCGGUGCUUAGCAGCGGCAAGGUGGUCGUCGGCUAAGCAGAAAGAAUAGAAAGACAGGUACGAGGAGCCGCGCUGCUGGUAACACGACUGCCUGUGUCACAAGGAGGACCUCCGCCGGUACCGUCACCACAUUGCAGCCAGGAAGGAGCCCCUAGAGGGACCUACCAAGCGAGCUAUGCCCCCGCCGUUCCGCCAGCGCCCGAUGCGCAUCUUCGUGAACGACGACCGCCACGUGAUGGCCAAGCACUCGGCCGUGUACCCCACGCAGGAGGAGCUGGAGGGCGUGCAGAACAUGGUCUCGCACACGGAGCGCGCCCUCAAGGCCGUCUCCGACUGGCUGGACGAGCAGGAGAAGGGCGGCGCCAAGGGCGACUCGCCCGACGCCGAAAUGGAGAAGGAGAGUGAACCCAGGCCCUCGGAGCAGGCCACACGCACCCUGCGGGGGGUCAUGCGCGUGGGCCUGGUGGCCAAGGGGCUGCUGCUGAAGGGCGACCUGGACCUGGAGCUGGUGCUGCUCUGCAAGGAGAAGCCCACCAUCACCCUGCUGAAGAAGGUGGCCGAGAACCUGUCCGUGCAGCUAACGACCAUCACCGAGGAGAAGUACGAGGUCAUCCAGUGCAUCCGGGACGCCACCAUCGUGAUCAAGAGCGCCAAGGAGCCCGUGCUGACCCUCACCAUCCACCUGACGUCCCCGGCGGUGCGGGAGGAAGUGGAGCGGCAGGCCGCUGGAGACACGCUCUCAGUCAGCGAGCCCCCGGAUGUUCUGGACAGGCAGAAAUGCCUGACUGCCUUGGCGUCUCUUCGCCACGCCAAGUGGUUCCAGGCUCGGGCCAACGGACUGAAGUCCUGCGUCAUCGUCAUCCGCAUCCUGAGGGACCUGUGCUCCCGGGUCCCCACCUGGGGCCCCCUGCGCGGAUGGCCGUUGGAGUUGCUGUGUGAGAAAGCGAUCGGAACGGGGAACCGGCCAAUGGGAGCGGGGGAAGCUCUCCGCAGAGUUCUCGAAUGCCUGGCUUCUGGAAUUCUCAUGUCUGACGGUCCUGGCAUCUCUGACCCGUGCGAGAAGGAGACGACGGACGCCAUCAGCCACCUGGACCGCCAGCAGCGCGAGGACAUCACACAGAGCGCCCAGCACGCCUUAAGACUGGCUGCGUUUGGGCAGCUGCACAAAGUGCUGGGGAUGGACUCGCUACCCUCCAAAAUGCCCAGGAAGCCCCGGAGUGACACCCCCAUAGACUACACAGUCCAGAUCCCGCCCAGUUCCACUUACGCUCCGCCGAUGAAGAGGCCUAUCGAGGAAGAGGAAGGAGGCGACGACAAGAGCCCCAACAAGAAGAAGAAGAAACUGCAGAAGAAAUCCCCGGAGGAGAAGGCGGAGCCGGCGCAGGCCAUGAACGCGCUGAUGCGGCUGAACCAGCUCAAGCCGGGCCUGCAGUACCGGCUGGUCUCCCAGACCGGGCCCGUGCACGUGCCCGUCUUCACCAUGGCCGUGGAGGUCGACGGCAAGAGCUACGAGGCCUCGGGCCCGUCCAAGCGCACCGCCAAGCUGCACGUGGCCGUCAAGGUCCUGCAGGACAUGGGCCUGCCCACGGGGGUGGAGGUGAAGACCGCCGAACCGGUGAAGGGCGAAGAGGGGACCAACGACGCGGAGUCGAAUCCCCUGGCCACGCCCGCCGUGGCCGCCGACCCGUCGGCCACGGGCCCCGCCAACUCGGAGGCCGCGGACCUGGCGGAGAACGCGCGACAGCAGGGCCCCAUCCUCACCAAGCACGGGAAGAACCCGGUGAUGGAGCUGAACGAGAAGCGGCGCGGGCUCAAGUACGAGCUCAUCUCGGAGACCGGCGGCAGCCACGACAAGCGCUUCGUCAUGGAGGUGGAGAUCGAUGGGCAGAAGUUCCAGGGCACCGGCUCCAAUAAGAAGGUGGCCAAGGCGUACGCCGCCCUGGCCGCCCUGGAGAGGCUCUUCCCAGAGGGCUCCACCCCAGAGGCGGCCAAGAAGAAGAAGCUCCCCCCGAUGCACAACCCCGGCUUUGGCAUGAUGGGCGGCGCUCCGGCGGAUCCCUCGUCAAAUCCCAGGGGCCGAGGGAGAGGGGGGCGUGGCCGGGGGAGAGGCAGAGGGUUCAACAAUGCCGGCGGAUAUAACCAAGGAGGCUACGGAAGCUACGGCUACGGGAACAGUGGAAACUCUGGAUACAAUAACUACUACAACAACGGUGGGGCCGGCGAGGGCGUCGGGGCUGCGGGGGGCUGUGCCAUGGGUCCGGCCGGCGGCCCUGCGGGCGGGGGCGCCGGGGCCGGCGCCGGGGGCUACGGCGGCUUCUAUCAGAACGAUGGCGCGUACUCCGCCCCUCCGCCCGCCGUGCCGAAGCCGCCCGGCAAGAAGCCCCCCCUGCACCAGGGCGGGAAGCCGCCGUUCGCCGCCCCCCCGGCGUCGGCGGGGGGGGCGCCGGGAGGCUACCAGACCACGCCCCCUCCGGGGCAAGGCUCCUACAGCCAGUACGGCCAGGGCUACGGGCCGGGCAAGAAGAACUUCAGCCAGAACCAGGGAGGAGGCGGCGGCGGCUACUCCAGCUACAGCACCGCCUAUCCCAGUCAGGUGACAGGGGGCGGGGGCAGCCAGGAGUACAGCUAUGAAGGUUACAACAACCAGGCGAACUUCAAUGUGCCAGGUGGCACCAACCCAAGCUAUGGGGGAAACCAGGGUUCCUUUGGCAGUCCUGUGGGGUAUGGGAGGGGGGAGCCCAGCAUGAACUACCAGUACAGAUAGACUGAAACUCCACUUCCCAUAACCCCCUGUCCUCCAUCCCUCUCUCAAGCUUUUUCCCAAAGCAGAAACGGCUCCCUCCUAAGUCAAGGUCCUCUCAGAGGAAAAAAGGCUAAUUUUCAUAUUUCAGCUGCACAAUUUCUGUUUGGAUGUGUAAAAAAAUGAUUAGGUAACAGUGUUUAUUCUUUUGUAUGGAGUUUUCCUUGCACCCCCCCCCCCCUUGAGCAAUGCAUUGCUGACCCAUUGAUAUUAAAAAAUAAAAGUCCCUUUCGCAAAAAGGGCUCCCUGUCUGCUGGGCCGAUAAGCAUAUUGUUACCUGUUCGUUUGGUUAACACUGUUGAGAUCCCUGUUUUCUCCAAAAAUUUUAUCUCCAGUUCAUAAGCUGCUCGUUGUGGAGGUUUGCUGAAGUGACCGAAUCGCAUUUUGAUGUGAGACCGGUCAUUUUCACUGUCUCCGAUGGAUGGUUAGUCAGGUUGCCUCAUCUUAACUUUUUUUAAGUUUUAACUAAAGUAGGUUUUGGUCUCUGCCUUUACCUGUGACCGUUCCUGUGUCCCUAUUAAAACGCACCUGUGCUUGUGUUAGGAUCAUCUUUGGCCUAGCCCGGCGUUACUGAAAACAAUGACCUACUUGCCUCAUUACCAAACAAUGUAUAGUUUUUCUUUCAUUUUGCUUGUAAUUUUAAUGCUUAUUUUUAAUGUUUGAAUUUAUUUUAUUUAGCGGUUUUCAGCCAGUGAUUUCUUGAAUGUAGGUGACUGGCAAUUGAAUGAUUUUUAGUUUGCUCAAUGAGUUAUUGGGGGGGUGGGGUUUUUAUUUUUUAUUUUUUGUCCCCCCAUUAUUUUUCAGAAUAAUGUGUACCGAUGUGCAUCAGUUGUGGUUUGUAUCAAUAAAGGAUUUUUAUUUUGGA
Molecule: messenger RNA, 3735 nt
Organism: Anguilla anguilla (European eel)
Lineage: Eukaryota; Metazoa; Chordata; Actinopteri; Anguilliformes; Anguillidae
Gene: ilf3a
Product: interleukin enhancer binding factor 3a
Exons: 19
Coding region: 246-2834 (862 amino acids)
Cellular component (GO): precatalytic spliceosome
Molecular function (GO): double-stranded RNA binding; single-stranded RNA binding
Source: RefSeq, a predicted model, not a curated record